AUGGAUGCCCCCACGCUGCUUUCUCUGAGGGGAAUAUAUCGAGAGCUGCGGAAAAGCGAACAAAAACGCACCUGUCUUCGUGUGUUACGAGGAAAAUUAUCCGUCUCCGAUGGCCUAAUUUUCGAGGAUGCUCCUCGAUACUCCAACCGUGUGGACGAUCCCACUCACCCAGAGCUUCCGCCUCCCGAGGCAGACCACCACAGGGUCCCGGUGGCUCUCGGAAAGCUCUACUCGUCGAACCAGGACCCCGUCCUCUUCAUCUCCGGUGAUUUCAGCGUUCACUACACAGAGAUACAAACAGGCUCGUCGCGAAGGAUGGACGCAUAUUUGAGAUCAAUUAAUUAUUCAUACAACACCAAGGAAGUUUUAUUU
Messenger RNA from Gryllus bimaculatus (two-spotted cricket), 372 nucleotides. The record is from the annotation of a GenBank genome assembly. NCBI's taxonomy places the organism in Eukaryota, Metazoa, Arthropoda, Insecta, Orthoptera, Gryllidae.